This is a messenger RNA of Hemibagrus wyckioides, 4562 nucleotides long. It is a transcript of the gene llgl1, whose product is annotated as LLGL scribble cell polarity complex component 1. Gene Ontology annotation, biological process: regulation of establishment or maintenance of cell polarity; regulation of protein secretion; establishment of spindle orientation. The coding region runs from base 168 to 3290 and encodes 1040 amino acids. NCBI's taxonomy places the organism in Eukaryota, Metazoa, Chordata, Actinopteri, Siluriformes, Bagridae. The transcript is spliced from 23 exons. Gene Ontology annotation, cellular component: plasma membrane; cortical actin cytoskeleton; cytoplasm. Gene Ontology annotation, molecular function: GTPase activator activity; myosin II binding. The record is from RefSeq and is a predicted model, not a curated record.
UGCACACACACACACACAGACACAGCAGAGUAGCCGUGCGUCUUUAACGAGCUGCUGCUGAGUGACCCGGUGUUGUGUCCGCAUGGGAACUGAUUUCUACUUUGCACUGAUUCACACUCGAGCGUGAUUUACGGACCGCGGGUUGGAUACACUGUCCCGGAUACAGGAUGAUGAAAUUUCGGUUCAGGCGUCAGGGCAAUGACCCUCAGAGGGAGAAAGUCAAACAGGAGCUUUUUGCGUUCAAUAAGACGGUUGAACAUGGAUUCCCAAAUCAGCCGAGUGCUCUGGCCUAUGACCCCAAACUGCAGCUAAUGGCCAUCGGGACUAAAUCAGGAGCCAUCAAAGUAUAUGGGGCUCCUGGAGUGGAGUUCACUGGACUUCAUAAGGAGGCUGCUACGGUCACACAGAUGCACUUCCUGCAUGGACAGGGAAGGAUUUUAUCCCUGCUGGAUGAUAACUCUCUGCACCUCUGGGAGAUUGUGCAGAAGGCUUCCUGCUCCCACCUGGAGGAGGUGCGCUGCUUCAGCCUCCCCGGCAGGCCUGGCAUCGACAGCACCAGUGCGACGCGUGUGACUGUUCUGCUGCCAAAACUCAGCUGUGAUCUCUUGGCUGUGGGCACUGAGGGUGGUGGAAUCCACUUCCUGGAGCUGCCCACUUUCACACUGCUAAACAAAUCACUGUUCCAAGAUGAAAUCAUGCAGAGCCUUCCUGAUAGUUACAAGUGUGGGAAGUCUCUGGGACCAGUGGAGUCCCUACAGGAGCAUCCGCAGCAUCCGGACAAAAUCCUCAUCGGCUACAGUAGAGGCCUCGUUGUGCUCUGGGACUUUCAAAGCCGACAUGUAGACAACCUCUUCCUCGGAAAACAGCAGUUGGAGAGCUUGGUUUGGGUCCGAACUGGGAACAGCUUCGUCAGUUCCCACAGCGAUGGUGGCUACAUGGUGUGGCCUGUUAGUAGCAGUAGCCGCUGCACCAAUGAGCCCAUCUCUUCCACUAUACCGUAUGGCCCGUUUCCCUGCAAAGCUGUGAACAAGAUCUUGUGGAGGACCACCCAGUCGGGAGCUCCAUUGGUGCUGUUCAGCGGCAGCAUGCCUCGAGCCAGCUACGGGGACAGACACUGUUUAACGAUACUGCAGGACAGUACACACGUUACCCUAGACUUCACCUCACGAGUCAUCGACUUUUUCACCAUCCACUGCAUAGAUAGAGACGCAGAGUUUGAUGAGCCCUCAGCUCUUGUUGUGCUCCUGGAGGAAGAGCUGGUGGUGAUAGACCUUCAGACACCUGGCUGGCCCACAAUUCCUGCACCAUACCUGGCACCUCUGCAUUCCUCUGCCAUCACAUGCUCCUACCAUAUAUCUAAUGUGCCAACCAAGCUGUGGGAGAGAGUGGUGAGAGCUGGGCAGCAGCAGUGCUCUCUACAGACACGCACGACCUGGCCAAUAUGCGGGGGAAAGAACUUGGCACCUGAUUCCAAACAGAAAGAGCUGCUGCUAACUGGACAUGAAGACGGUACAGUACGCUUCUGGGACGCAUCAGGAGUGGCACUCAGACCUCUGUACAAGCUGAGCACAGCCAACAUCUUCCAAACCGACUGUGACCACAACGACAGCCUGACUCAAGCCAGCGAAGAGGAGUGGCCUCCUUUCCAAAAGGUGGGCUGCUUUGACCCUUACAGUGAUGACCCCAGGCUAGGAAUCCAAAAGAUCUGCCUGUGCAAAUACAGCGGCAAGCUGGUGGUGGCUGGUACUGCAGGACAGGUGAUCAUGAUGUACUUAUGUGACGAAAAAUCCGAUCACAUGAUCGACGUGGUCACCAUGGACCUCCUCCAGGACCGGGAAGGUUUCACAUGGAAGGGUCAUGACCGGCUGCCGGAGAAGUCUGGCUCUGUGGUGUUCGCUCCUGGAUUCCAGCCUGUAGUCCUUGUGCAGUGCAUGCCCCCUGCGGCGGUUACCGCGGUGACGCUGCAUGCUGAGUGGAACCUUGUUGCUUUUGGCACCAGUCAUGGCUUUGGUCUCUUCGACUACCAUCGCCGUAGCCCUGUGCUGGCAAGGUGUACGCUACAUCCCAACGACUCUCUGGCUAUGGAGGGUCCACUCUCACGAGUGAAGUCACUGAAGAAGUCACUCCGCCAGUCGUUCAGGAGGAUUCGUAAGAGUAGGGUGUCUGGGAAGAAGCGCGUGUUGGUCAGCAGCCCAUCCAGUAAAGUCCAGGAGGCUAACGCUCAGUUAGCGGAACAGGAUGCUGAGGUGACGCCGGUACAGAGACGGAUUGAGCCGCGGUCAGCUGAUGAUUCGUUAUCUGGGGUGGUCCGCUGCCUCUGCUUCGCUGACACAUUCCUCCGAGACGGAACGCACCACGGCCCUACCAUGUGGGCGGGGACGAAUUCAGGCAGCGUGUAUGCUUACGCUCUGGAUGUGCCCUCGCAGGAGAAGUUCUCCGAGCGGAGCGUGGAGGCUUUGCUAGGGAAAGAGAUCCAACUCAUGCACAGAGCUCCGGUGGUGUCUAUUGUCGUGCUGGACGGCAGGGGGAACCCUCUGCCCGAACCCUAUGAGGAGUCCAGAGACCUGGCCAAAGCUCCUGAUAUGCAGGGCAGCCAUUCGGUCCUGAUCGCCUCUGAGGAACAGUUUAAGGUCUUCACUCUGCCUAAAGUCAGCGCAAAGACCAAAUUCAAGCUGACUGCACACGAGGGCUGCCGUGUACGGAAGGUAGCUCUGGUGAACUUCUGCAGUGCUGCUUCUGAGGACUACUCUGAGAAUGGCCUGGUGUGCCUGACCAACCUGGGGGACAUUCACGUGUUCAGCGUGCCUGCCUUGAGGCCGCAAGUUCGAUACGACUGCAUCCGCAAGGAAGACAUAAGUGGCAUUGCGUCCUGUGUGUUCACCAAGACUGGGCAAGGUUUUUAUCUGAUCUCCCCGUCCGAGUAUAAACGGUUCUCUCUGUCUGCACGGGUCAUUACUGAACCUCAGUGUUCGGUGGACGUAGAUCGACCUUACGAGCCUUCGGAGCAUGAUUUGUGUAUGCCAGUCCUGCCCCAGGCCAACGGCACAUACAAGACCCAGUCACCGGGAUCUGCAGAACACGCUGAAGGCAUAUUUGAUGAAAUGCAAAGUGCUUUAUCGUCUCCUGGCCUGGAUUCCCCAAACAGCAGCGCUGAUAUCACGCUCGACACAACAGGAGAGCUGACUGUGGAGGAUGUGAAAGAUUUCCUUGUGAGUGUGGAUGAGGCUGAGAAUAACCUGAGAAAUAUGAGCGAGGAGGAUGGACGGCUUCCUGGGAUUCUCAUCAACUGAUGAGUGUUGACAACUGGAGGGCUGAUGGUGGAGAAGUGGUGGAAACUCCUUCGUUAUGUGCAGUCGGACCUUAAGGAGAAGAAAGACUUCAUUGUUCAAGAACGCUGCACCCUUCCCUUUUCACUCGUCCUCAAUUGAUUAUUCUCAGCUAAUCUCUCUCUCUCUCUCUCUCUCUCUCUCUCUCUCUCUCUCUCUCUCUGUGUGUGUGAUGGUGUACACCAAUGCCUUCUAGCCGAAGAGCUGCUUAAGUUCAUUAUGAAGGUUUGAUCAGACGUAUGGCGGAGCAUGCACGGAAGAAGCUGUCCGAAUACUUGCGCUGACCACAUCUUCGUUUUUUUUCCCCCUUCUUUCCUUCCUAUUGCGCACAUUCCUCUCCUCUUGUGUCAUGAUGCCACUUUGCUUGUCCUUUCACUGUGUUUGCCAGUAGGAGGCAUGGAGUGAGUAUAAAAUGGUUGUUGCUUCUCAGAAGCCUAAUCAGCACCAUCUAUAAUACUGUGAUGGUUUCUUACAGCAAAUCAGGAGGCCAUUGAAAAGUUCAGCUUAUGGACCCUGUGGGUUUGAUAGAAUCUCGUGGUGUUCCUUUUUAAUGUCUCAUGUAACCACUUGCCAUUGUAAGUAAUAUCGACAAUUAACUGUGAACUCUAGUCAUUUUGAAGGCGCAUGGUGUCUUAUCUUAGAAGUAUUCAUCAUUAAUUAGUUUGAGUUUUCUUACUCGUGUAUACUUGUAACCAUAUUAACAAAAACGAAGGAACUAAUAGGUAUGGAUUUCCAUGUAACAUUUGAUAGAAUAAUUUUAUACUGCCUAUGAAUUUUGUAUUUUUUUAGAUUUAGGAAAUUAAGGCUUUCUAACAUUUUCGGGCUGUGAUCAGUUGCUUACACGCUUGAUGAAGCGAUCUCAAAUGAAAAGUACGAAUGAGAAAAUUUGCCGUCUGGGUGAAGCAAGGGUUUCGGAGGCUUUCAGAGACGCUCAGAAUGUGUUCAUCUAUUAAAAAAUACACACUAUAUUUGCAUCACAUGGCUUAGUAUUAGCUAGAUGAUGUUGGAUUGACCCCGCCCUCAUGUUUUUUCCCUGCAGAAAUCCUGUUUUUAAACGAUCAAAGGGACCUCACUAAUGUAGCCGAUCUAUAAUUUCUCUCUGUAUAUUUUUCUUCCCUAUAAUGUUACACCUGACACCUAGCCUGUGAAUUUGUAUUUAAUUUCUCUUGUGUAGAAAUGUAAUUGUAGAUACACCCAUGCUAAUGAACAAUGUUAAUAAAGUAUUUACUCAUUUUA